This is a messenger RNA of Mycosarcoma maydis (corn smut), 1077 nucleotides long. RefSeq lists its product as uncharacterized. The transcript has 2 exons. The record is from RefSeq and is a predicted model, not a curated record. NCBI's taxonomy places the organism in Eukaryota, Fungi, Basidiomycota, Ustilaginomycetes, Ustilaginales. Bases 1 to 1077 code for a protein of 358 amino acids.
AUGUCUGCAUUACCUUCGCCAACCCUGAGUACGAUCGACACACAUGCUACAGCAAUUCUCAUAGGGAUUGUCAUCGGAGAGAUGCUGUCCUUCAUAACGCUAGAUGUACGACUUGUGAAAAACAUGUUUCUCAAACGUCAAGUUCGUGCGAUGCCACUUGCCUACCUCACUACGCGCUACGUCAUGACGAUCGGCAUUUUUGGCCUAGCUUGGAUCACGAUACCGAUCGUAUCUAGCAACCAUGCUCACGGCGAGUCAGCUUUGCAUUGGCUACGAUCGAUUGCUCUUCCUCUAGUCUUCACGUCGACUUCGGCGAUUCUCGGCUUCCGCGCCAUGAUCUUGCACUUUGAACGACCUCGACUGAUCUCGUACACCAUCUGGACGCUGCUCGUAUCGGAGUUUGUCGGAAGCGUCACGGUAUUCUACCUUGCGGCAGAUGCGAGAUUCUCAGCCCAGCAAGAGGCAUCGUCGAUUUCGAUUCCAAUUUCGAUUUCGCCAGUGUGGAUCUGCGUUCCUCUGGUGAUAGCUUUGAUUAUCGAUCUGAUCUUCACCUUGAUUGUCGUGGUACCGAUCCUUCAUGCCGACAAUCCACGCGGGGAUGUGCUGCGCAUGCUCCUCUCCGAUGCUACGUUUUUCGGCGUGUUCAGCAUCAUGGUCAAGGUGAUCGCUGUAGCACUCACCGUUCAGUUUGCAAACAAAGGCGGAAACCCGUAUCUACCGAUCCGGAUGCAGACGGCUGCUAGCGCGAUCUUUGCCUGCAGGAUCUUCCGAAGCCAAGAAAGCUUUUUGAGCAGUUGGAGUGAGAGGAAAGCACAGCCCAGUCUGGCGCUGGUCGAACUGGAGCAGACCGACGCGGUAGCCGAAGCGAGGGGGAAGAAGACAGAUGAUCCGGAAAGGAGAGGUGAAAGUGUAGAUGGGCAAGAGGAGGGAAACCACCUGGCGGAGGGAGCGCAAGAAAAGCAAGAGAAGGUGGACAAAGAGAAAAAAGGUGGGCCAACGGUGACGACGCAAGAAUGCAUUUCCGAAGCAACGUUGAAUCAUAGGUGCGACGAUAAUCAGGCAGACCAUCGCAUCUGA